Molecule: messenger RNA, 3718 nt
Organism: Amaranthus tricolor (Joseph's coat)
Lineage: Eukaryota; Viridiplantae; Streptophyta; Magnoliopsida; Caryophyllales; Amaranthaceae
Exons: 5
Coding region: 1503-2327 (274 amino acids)
Source: RefSeq, a predicted model, not a curated record
UCAGAUCAAACAACCCAGUUUGCUCCAUUGAAAACUUUGAUGUUUUUUCCCUCAACAAAUCUGCAAAUUCAUCGAUUAUCAACAACAAUCAUACAAUCCAUUAUGAUUUAAAGCUCAACAAUAAGAAGAAUAAAGAUAAAGACUCUUCCAGGCAUUUGCUUCCCCUUCUUCAUUCGAAAAAAUCAGUCCUCUAGCUUCUUGAAUUCGCUACCGUCUUCCUUGCGACAUCAUCUUGCUGAAACUUCUAAUCUUUAGAGGUAUGUAGUACUACUCAAUUAUGGUUUUGUUCUUCAUUGUUGUAUUUUAUUUUCUCUUUAAAAUUUAAUUCGUUUUACAAAUCUGCUUCGUUUGCUGCGGUUUUUCCUAUUGAAUUUCCUGUUUUUUAUCUUGUAAUUUGUAAAUUGAUUGUUGUUGUGUCUGAAUAAUGUAUUAGGGUUCCUAAAAUUAGAUAAAUCAAUAAGAUGAAGAAAUUGAAAAUCUGAAAAAAAGCAAGUAGUUCGAAAAAGAAGCAUUCUGAGUUGGCAACUGAGUUGAGUAAUGUUAGGGUAGAUGAGGUGGAGCUUGAAAGAUCUGAUGUGGCACAUGAGGUUGUAGAUGAGUUGGAAAGAGCAAAUGUAGAUGUUGAUGUUGGGCAAAUGGGACCACCAAACACAUAUACGAGUUAUAAAGAAUGUGUAAGUGCUAACCCUAGAUUUAAAACAAAUAACUCAGUUGCUAUUUCUACCCUAAACCUUACACCAAAUGAGAGAGGCCACAUAGAGCAAGAACUUUCUGAUUUUGAGGAUAGCAGUGAUGAUGAUUAUAGUUGUGGUGAUGAAGAUGAAUAUGAGGAUGAUUCUGAUUUGUUUGCAGAAAAUGUAGUUUAUGGUCUCGAUGAUGUGUUUAUAGGUGAUGAUGAAAUUAGAUUGAUAGUAGAUAAGGAGGUUGAUGAAGAAAACAAUAGAGACAUAUACUUUAAUGAUGAUGAACUGGAGUCUGAUGAUGAUGAUUUGAGUGCAUUGAAUGUUGAUGAGGAAGAUAUAGGCAGCUAUCCUACAUUCAAUCCUGAGGUUGAUUUCAAGGGUAAGAUCAAUUUGUCUUUAGGCCUUAAGUUUCCUUCGACAUAUGUCUUUAGAAAAGCAUUAAGGUACCAUGCUAUUGAAUGUGGUUACAAUUAUUAUUACCUGCAUUAUGGUAGAAGUAGGAUAAGUGUGUAUUGCUACAAUAAAUGCGAUUGCAUGAAAUCGAAAGCUAGAAUUGUGAACUGUGUUUGUGGGAAGGAUAAGAAGUGUUAUUUUAAGGUUCAUACUGUGAAGUUGAAAGAUGAGGAGACACUUCAAAUAAGGAGUUAUUUUCCCGAGCACACUUGUGGUCACCAACACCAAAAUAACAAAGUCACUGCUUUGUAUUUAGCUGAGAAAUAUAUAGAGGAUUGGAGGGAAAAUCCAAAUUGGGAAUUAAAGGCAUUUUAGAAACGGGUUAACAGAGAGUUAGGUUGUGAAGUGAAGUAUUCUAAGUGUUAUAUGGCUAAAAGAAUUGCUAAGAAAAUGAUAGUUGGUGAUGCUAGUGAAGAGUAUAGCAGGGUGUGGGAUUAUGCGGAAGCAAUAAGGAGGUUUAACCCAGGAAGCACUGCAAUCGUGAAAUGCAUUGGAAUGGACACACCUCCACCCUUGUUUCAAAGGAUGUAUAUAUGUUUGCCAGCAUGUAAGGAGGGUUUUGUUGCUGGCUGUAGGCCUAUUAUAGGUGUUGAUGGGGCACAUUUGAAGGGACAAUUCCCUGGGGUUUUGCUGACUGCUGUAGGUAAGGAUGGGAACAAUAACAUCUUCCCUAUUGCAUGUGCUGUGGUCGAAACAGAAAACAUAGAAACUUGGACUUGGUUUCUAAAUCUCCUCGUAGAAGACCUAAAGUCGGUUAGUCCAUCGAGUAGUUGGGUACAAGCAGGAUGUGAAGAUUUUACCUUCAUGAGCGAUAGGCAAAAGGGUUUGAUUGAAGCUUUGAACUCAGUGAUUCGUGAAACUGAAAUUAGGUUCUGCUGUAGGCAUAUAUGGGCUAACUUCAAGAUCAAGUUCCCUAGAGAGUUGUACAAACAUCACUUUUGGAAAGCAGCAAGAGCUUACAACAAGAUCCAGUUUUGCUCGGUUCUUGGCUCUCAAACAAGCAACAAUAGCCGUGUACAACCCUUUGUCCCCGAAAGCCGACCCUACAACACCUCUUUGCCUGAUACGUUAAACAAGCAGCGCCUACACCACCGGUCAGCCUUCGUUACGGUCGAAAGAAGAAGGCUGCCAGUCUUCUGUUUUGUGAAACGCAUGCAACCUAGCACUUUUCCAUUCCCUGAUUUUCUUUGAGAAGCAUAUGCUGCCCAUGAAGCGCACUUACACGACCGGAAUGCCUCUGUAGCCCCGCAUGGGACACCUACUCUGCAUGGUGCCACACAUCAUGGGCAACUUCAUGGCUUGCUCCAUCAUCUCACCACGCUCACUCUUCUCCAUUUGCUGCACCAUUUUCUUCAUGGCUUCACACUGACAUUCCCUAUCCAUCAUUCUUAGUUCAUUGCAACACUGAUUGAAGUAUCCCCUUCCUUGGUUUGGCCUCAUACCCAUCAUUUCUUCCAUCAUGUACUCCUCACAAUGGUUAGGCCACUGACUCUGUAACUGACGGUCACAUUUGCCCCGGUGAAAUAUCGGGAUCGGGUUUGAAUCAUCGUUGAUUUCGACCUCGGUUGUUAUGAUGGUGGCCUGAGUUAUCACUACCAUGGCUGCCAUUGCAGCUGCCAGGAUCAUAAACUUAAUUCCUGCCAUUGAAAAAUUGGACCUUUUUUUGGUGGGUUUGUUUAAAUUGUUGAUUGGAUUGAGUUGUUGGAUAUUCUGAUCAAUGAAUUGAAUUAAUUUAUAGGGGUUUAAAGGCGAUUGCAUGGCGGUUACGUGGUCGGUGAUGAUGAGCAUCAGAGCUAGUAAGCUAGAAAAGCUUGGGUUGUUGGAUUUUUUUACAUAAAGAUAUGGACAUAUGGUGUUUAUAAUGCAUGUAGAUUUAGUCCUUUUCUGUGUGGUGUUUGCAUGCUAAUUACGUGGCUUUUGAUUUAAUUUCGAAUUUUGAUAUGAAUGUCGUUUUUGGAUGUGAGUGUUGAGAUGGUUUACACGUUCAAAUAUAUAAGCACGAUGAAUUAAAGAUAAUGUAUAUAUUUUAUGAGUUAUUAUUAAAGCUCUUCUUUUUAUUGUAUGUGGUUAUGGGAUGAUAUCUACUUAAUUUAUGAUCAAAAUGUGUGCAUAUUUUGUUUUUUCGGUCAUAUGAUGACAUUGAUGAUAAUUAUAGCUCAAUGUAACGCGAAAUCUGUUAGGAUUAUUGGUGACUUGGUUCACCAAGUAAUCAAAACAUGAUUGUUGAGAGUCUUAUUCAUCCAUGUUAGUGUAGUUAGAAGAGAACAUAAAUACACAUUUGUGAUUGGUUGUAUAGGAAAGUAUAUUGUACUAAUGAUAGUGGGGGCUUGGGAUAUAUGCAUAGUUUGGGUGUGCAUUGCAUCCCAUUUAGACGUAGUGCAAGCCUGCAAGGUGGAAGAGCAGUGAUGAUCGGACUAAGGAACACGUUGCUUGCAACGAAGGACCAAACAACUGCUAACAAGACCUGUGCUCGGAUGAGCGGCUGAGUGCUCAAACAAGCACAGGGUCGAGCCAACUCUCUGCUUGUGCUUGUCAGUUUGUUGUCGUGACUUGCUGCUGCCCUUUUGAAGCCUUAAGUCUCU